AUGGAGACGGUUGAGAGUUUGAUCCCCCCUCGCGACACAGGGGACAGUGAUCAGGAAUGGGAGAAGCCGGACGACGAAGUUGCCUUGGCUCGUGCUACCUUGGCCCACAAUGUCCAUGCCCACGAGGAUGAGUCGGCCAAUUCGGCAUUGGCUUCCUUCACGACUUUGGAGGUGGAUGACACCAGCAUGGACUUGCGACUCCAGGAAAUGGAAGCUGCCAUGAAAAGGCUGUUGGCCAAGGGCAGCGAGAUGGUGGCGGUCACGGAGGACACCACCAUGGACACCACGGGAUCAGAGGUGCCCACCACAGGUGACUUUGUCCCUGAGGGUGCUGCUACUGAUGACCCCAUGGACAAGCCGGCGGUGCCAACCACAGGUGACUUUGUCCCUGAGGGUGCUGCGGCGGACGACCCCAUGGAUAGGCCCGAGGUGCCAACCACAGGUGACUUUGUCCCUGAGGGCGGCGACACGGUGGCCAAGGAUGAUGCCACCAGGCCCCGGCCCUACUCGGCCCUGCCCGCCGGCUCCCUGGAGGAGAAGGUCUUCAAAAUCGAGGGCUUCCCGGACAACUUCCCCGGCAUCGGCAAGAAAAGUGCAGACUGGGCCCAGCAAUUGACAAAGGAGGAGAUCGCCUCCUUGUUCUCCGAGCUCAAGGCGGAGCAGUGGAGCCGCCCGGCUGUGGAACGAGAGAAGAUGCUGGCCGCCCCCUACAACCGUGCUCGCAGAGGAGUGGGGCACAGCAGCAUGGGCCAACUUGACCCGGGCAGCACGGGGGCUACCCUCAUGUGCCCGAACUGCUUCUCCGACUGGCAGCGGCAGGACAACAAGGUGGAGGGGAAGUGUAAGCUCUGCCAGAAGUCGGUCAUCGCCGUGGACAAGGGCCCGCCUUCGGCAGAGAUCAAGCUAGGCCAGUCGUCCUGGCGAAUGUUUUGUGGCCCCAAGGGUGUCACGUGGCACACGGAUGCAGACGAGGCCCAGAAGGAAGCCGCCUCCGUGGACAUUGGCUCCUGGGCCCAGCCGCCACCCAGGCCCACGGAUCAGAAGGAGCUGAGCUUUGCCGACCAGGUGCCUAUGGCCCUGAGGCUUAGCUUGGCUCACACGGUGGCAACACAGCCCUUCGACGAGGUGCAGUUUGCCGACAAGGAGGCAGGGGACAGACCCCACCUCCGGGGUGAUUGGCAACCAAGCCAGGAGACGAGGGCUUUCCAUCCCCAGCUGGCGGCGGCGAUGGACAUCACCAAGAAGAGCUCGGGCCCGGUGGACAAACAGCCCAAGAAGCCCACGGAAGAGGAGUUCUUGGAUCACAUCAACCCCCAGCUGGAUGUGAUCGUGGAGAUGCAGGCGGGUGCACAGAGUGUCGAGGAGGCAAAGGGUGCGUCAAUCCUCCGGCAGCUGGAUACAGAGAAGCUUCGUUCCCUCCUUAAGCGAAAUUACCUGCAGGGCCCUGGGAACCAGGGUGACGAGUUUUUCGCUGCGCAGACUAGCCUGGAAGAGGCCAAGGCCUCGAACAAGCGCAUGCAGGAUGAGGGAUCCCAGCGCUCCCAGCUCCUUCGGCCGGUGGCGGACUCCAUUGAUGCCUGGGGCACCCAGCUGCGCGCGGCCCUGGAGAUGAACGUGUUCAACCCGGAGUGCCCACUCAAGGACAUGGAGCUUGACGACAUCGAGGCCCUUAAGGAAAGGUACUUGAACACGAAGUUCCUGCUGAACCAGAGCAGGAAUCCGUUCCCUGCCUCUCUUCUGCAAGAGCUUCCCACUUUGGCCGCUCUGCAGCGUGAGGGUGAGCGCGUCGCCCGGGACUCCGGCGAGGGGCUGUCUUCCACAGGUGCCUUUGGCCCUGAGGAGCAGUCCCCGGAGGCAGUUCUGGGAGUUCCGGUGGGCUCGGUCGAGUUCCAGAUGCUUCGCCUCAAACGUAUCAUCGAGCUGCACAUGGGGGAGCAGCGCAUGAUCGGGGGCAGAUGGAAGCAGCACCCGGGGCCCCUUGAGCCCCCUACGUGGGCAAAGCCCCUGCCCGAAGGGGAGAAGAUCAUGCUGGAGAUGAGGACACACCCCAGCUCCUUCAGGCAGCCCUUCUUCGAGCCGAUUGCCCUCACCAUGGAGGAGAUUGAGGCACAGGUUGCAAUGGGCACGAGGCCCCCCCUGGAUAAGAUCAUCGGCCCGUUCCAUGCCGAGGGGGACGGGAACACCCACUGGAGAAAGGAGGUGCAGACGUGGGACUUGGUUAGCCUCUUCUCCUGCUUCGGCCACACCUACUCUGCCAGGCACCUCUACGCGGUGUGGAGCCACCUGCCGAUCACCGUCAGGUCCCACAAGAGAGGUGCCAAGAACAAGCAGCAGAACCUGCAGCGACGAGAGGACCACCGGGAUUUGAUGAAGGAGGCCAAAGAGUUUGUGAUUCUGCACGACCUCCCGGUGCCCACGACAAACCAGGAGUGGAAGCAGCUCUACCGCGAGAUCGGAUCAUUUUUCCCCGCCAAGGUCUUCAUCAACCGUACGCCUCAGGUGGUCUUGGAUCUCCCUGUUGCUGACAUCCAUGACUCCAAGCAGCACAUGCGCCUGAGAGCCGUAUGUGACGAAAGGAUCACCCUUCCUUUGAAGGCCUUCCGCCACUUCCCGGAGAUCUACAACAUGCUCUCCAACUCGCUGGGUCAAGAGUCGGUGGUGGAGGUCAAGAUGGCUUGGCGCUGCAACACCGUGCAGUGGUGGACAGCCCGCCUCAAGCCAGAGUACGCCGGCCCCAUCUACCGUAAGCUUGGCUACUCGGAGAGCCACAUCAAAGGCCUCGGCUUAGGGGAAAGGGACUCCUCAGCUGCCUUUGGCGCUGAAAGGAUCCCCCUGGACCCGGCGUCGGAGCAGGAGCGCGCUCUCCCGCCCAUCACCCCGGACAAUGUCACGAGCGUGGCCUCGGACGACUACAAGAAGAAGAACACGGGGGAUAAGACGGCCCACGUCUUCUGGGCCAAGAUGGAGUGUGGCCUGGUCCUCAGCUCCGUCUCCCCGUGGGAAAUCGUUGACAAGAAGAAGGGUGAGACUCGUGGGGGCUACGUUUGCCGCCACUGCAAAGGGUUCUGGCGAAGUGGCAGAGGGGCCAGCCGUUUCCUUCUCAUCACGGGGGAACACAAAGGGAAGUCGGCCCAGCUCCAGCUCAUCCUGGACGAGCCCCCCCAGAACCUCUACGAGUCCUGGGUCAAGGACCGGAUCGAGUUCCGUGAUCGCUCCCUCCGGGUCAACCCGAGCCUCAGCUCCAGGCUCCGGUUCAGCAAGACGAACCUCAUGGGCCAGGUCUCCGACAUGAUCUGGUCGGUGGUGCUCUCCAACCCGGAGCGGGAUGGCCUCAAGAAGAUCCACGAGCUUGCGGCAUCCCGGGUCCGCCCGGCCUGA
Molecule: messenger RNA, 3378 nt
Organism: Symbiodinium sp. CCMP2592
Lineage: Eukaryota; Dinophyceae; Suessiales; Symbiodiniaceae
Source: the annotation of a GenBank genome assembly